Sesamum indicum (sesame) is the source of this 1000-nucleotide messenger RNA. RefSeq lists its product as uncharacterized. Gene Ontology annotation, biological process: mRNA 5'-splice site recognition; mRNA splicing, via spliceosome; spliceosomal snRNP assembly. The record is from RefSeq and is a predicted model, not a curated record. NCBI's taxonomy places the organism in Eukaryota, Viridiplantae, Streptophyta, Magnoliopsida, Lamiales, Pedaliaceae. Gene Ontology annotation, molecular function: zinc ion binding; pre-mRNA 5'-splice site binding. Gene Ontology annotation, cellular component: U1 snRNP; nucleus.
AUCAAUAGUAUAUUUGUAGAAAUUUUCCUGUAAAAAAUGAAAUCACGCUUCUCUCUGUUACUCUAGGGUUUUCUGCUGCUUCCUUCUUUCCGAUCUUCGCGAAGAGCUCAAAUUUAAUUGGAAAGCUUUUCCAAUUGGAUCUCGUUGAUCGACAGGUUUUCCGUUUAUCGCGGAAUUUCGCGAUGCCCAGGUAUUACUGUGACUAUUGCGACACUUAUCUCACGCAUGAUUCCCCUUCAGUUAGGAAACAACACAAUGCGGGAUACAAGCACAAGGCGAACGUAAGAAGUUAUUACCAACAAUACGAGGCACAACUAAAUCAAAGUUUGAUAGAUCAAAAGGUCAAGGAACAUCUCGGGGCAUUUAGGCCACCUGUCGCUCCUUACAAUCAGCUAAGGCCUGGUCUGCCAGUUCUACCUACACCAAUUCCAGGACAGUUGCCUCCUGGAGCGCCAUUAGUCCCAGGGAUUAGACCUCCGGUUUUGCCAAGACCGAUACCUGGAGCUCCAGGUUAUGCACCAGCUCCUCCUGGGAUGCCACAGAUGGCCCCUCCUCCAGGUGCUCCUGGCAUGCCUGGUCAAAUGAAUGGCCUCCAGAGACCCAUGACAGGUCCUCCUCCAAUGGUUCCUGGAAGUGCUGGAACGCCAAAUACUGGUGCCCCGCCAAUGUUUGCGCCCCCAGUGUAUCAAGGGAGUGUCUCUUUGCCCUCGAGUGGGGGUGGUGAUGGUACUAAUGCUAGUGCUCAAGCUCCUGAAGCUAAUAAGUAGUCUUACCACUUCUGUAUUCUUGAGUACAUCUUGUGAGUUUGAGGGGAAGGAUCUCUAUGAAAAUUUUGUAAAAAGAAUUUAGUGAAAAAGAUCGGUUUCCGUGUCAGAGGAGGUUAGGCUGAAAAUGUAUUCCUGGCUUUGGUUAUAUUCAUCAAAAGGCCUUGGGACUGUUUGUAAUUUCUUUCUGGCAAUUUAAGUCAGAGCAAACUACCUAUUGGGAUUUUCAAGCAGAA